UUCUCAGUGUUUCUUGCGACCUCGGACGUCAAGCAUUGCAAGUAUCGCGCGCGCGCUCGUCGAGCUCGUUGCGACGCAACAUCGUUGUUGUCGUCGUCCCCUUUCCUCCCCCUUCUCCUGGCAAGGCCCCGCAUCUCUCCUGGCCACGAAUUUCCAAUUUCCAGUGAGACGACCGCGACCUUGUCCUCUCUUCCCCCUCGCUCCUCGCCCGGAAUAGUCGACACACAUUCAUUCGCGGAUCGAUUGAUAUAGUGAUUAAAAACUGGCGGUGCUUUCGGGACCCUUCGGAGAUUUCGAUCUUGAGUUCAAACCCGUGCUGAUCGCAGCUCGCACACUUUCCAUCCCGAGUAUCUCUUCUUACGAGGCUUUUUUUCGUUUGUGCUUCAACCAUGGGCUCGAGUUCGUGCUUUUGGAUUCUUGGGACCGUUGCGAUCUUCAACGUAGCCGAUAUUGCUUUUGCCAAUGUACAGAGCAAGGUGCGAUGCUCGCAGGAUCUCAUGGAAGUGGACAUCGUCAAGAGUACUCCGGACGCCAGCAUAUACCUUCAGCAAUUGAAGGAUUAUCCAGACGAAGCGUGUAAGCCCACGCUGAGCGACGGCGUCGCCACCUUCAGACUCGCUCUCGAUGAGAAAAACAUGUCGAGGUGUGGAAUCGCUCGAGUGGUCAAUAAAAUCACGGGUCAGAAAGUGUAUUACCAUCGGAUCGUAGUCGAAGAACCUUCGACAUCGAGUAAGAGCCUAUUUACGGUCAAAUGUAUCGUCACAGAGCUUCUCCUUCAAUCCGACAGAUCGUUAAACCACACUGCUUCAAGGAGAAGCGUCCUUCCAGCGGGAUUUCAAGAAGCCGAAACCGACGAUGCUGGUGAAAUACCCGGGGAAGCACCGAUACCGAGUUUGGGUGUAGGCGUCAGGCAGGGAGGAACUCUCGUCACUGGCGAGCUCAACGUCAGUCCUGGCACUCCGUUACAGAUGGAAAUUUUUUUGGACGAAGUAUCCGCUCCGAUCUAUGGACUCCUCGUCACUUAUAUGCAAGUCACCGACACCAAAUCCCAAGAGGAAACUAUUAUUUUCAAUGGGUGCUCGGUGGAUCCAUACCUUUUUGAAAACUUUAACACGGUCGACGGUGAUUUCUUGACCGCCAAAUUCCGGGCUUUCAAGUUCCCAGAAAGCACUUAUGUCCAGUUCAGGGGCACUGUCAACGUCUGCCUUGAUAAAUGCCAAGGGGUUGAAUGCAGUAACGGCCACAUAGGUUUUGGACGAAAAAGACGAGCCAUUUCCAUGUCCGGACCCGAGAUGAAUAGAGAAUUUGAAGUAACGAUGUCGACGUUCAUUAAGGUGGACUUCCAAGGUGAUGAAAUGGGAGAUCAAGCACUCUCGGAAUUCAUCAGGAAAGGGAAGAACCGGACGAACGAGCGAUCCGUUAUCGGGGAGGAAAUUAGAGAACAAUUUAUUUAUAAAGAAGAAUUGUUCUCGAAGAGUUCGUCUGAAACCACGAGCCUCCUUCACGCCAGCAGUUGUUUUCUCACGUUGCUCUGCCUAUUAACAUAUUAUUAAGCUAAAAGUAUAGCUACUGACAGUAACACACCGAAUUGAAAUAUAACAAAGCGAGCCGUAACUUCAAGCUACUUGCGUAAAACCAAAUCGCGAAUAUAAACGUUUGGGUAAGUGCGCCGGAUGCAGGACACUUACCCACAAAUUCGAGUACUUCAACUCUCUAAAGUAAAGACAGUAACGAUUGCGUCGAAAUGCACGGAGAUAAUGGCCCGAUUUUUUACACAAGGAACGUCACAAUAUAAAAAUAACGCCGAAGUGCACACUAAAUUGAAGAAGAACGCAGCAUCAGAGGAUGAAUUCAUUUUUCCCAAAAUAUUUUGAACAACUCAAACGGAUUUUUAUUCUAAGAGCUUCUUCGCUGUUAGUUGGCCAUUUCACAGGUAGUUUGAUAAAAUCGUUGCAGCACUGCCAUUUAACUUGCAAUCCAUGUGGUGCGGCUCAAAGGGAAUCGGUUGGAGAACGACGUCAGCGAGAACCCGAUAUUCGGUGCUGUUCGUCGAAAACGAGACAAAUUAUGUCAUAAUUUUUUUCGUUUUCAAUAUCGAUCCAAUAUCGAAUAUUCGAGGAUGCUCUGCACAAAAACAAAACUGAUGAUACGAAUGAUAAGGCGAUUCGCCUGGUUGUGUUAUAAAGUUGUCCCUUAUAACGAAGCGAAUCGAGCAGAUAUUCAAGGAUCUCUGCGCACUGCGACCGCCAACGAAUUCGAAAAAACGAUUUUUUAUAAAAAGACAUUUGGCCUUUGCGCGCGGAGAGAUCCGAGGACCUAGUCGUACGGCAAUGUAACAAUUAAUACGUGACACACGAGUAAUGCUGAUCAUUCGAUCGAUUAUACCGUCCAAUCUCGCUAAUGUGUAAGAUUGAUGGAAAUAAACCGAACAAUAAGUGAA
Molecule: messenger RNA, 2440 nt
Organism: Venturia canescens
Lineage: Eukaryota; Metazoa; Arthropoda; Insecta; Hymenoptera; Ichneumonidae
Gene: qsm
Product: Zona pelucida superfamily protein qsm
Exons: 8
Coding region: 390-1553 (387 amino acids)
Source: RefSeq, a predicted model, not a curated record